AUUCCUCUGAACUUCUGUGAACAUGGUACUUCUCUAGUACCAAGCACCGUCACUAUGCCCCGUUCGGGACAUCACCUCUCGUACCACACUUGAUGCCAUCGCAGCAGGAGAACUAUAAAUCCAACAGGCUGGAGUCCAUCUGGAAGAUGGGGAACAUGAUGAAAGGUGGGAUCGCCAGGGACAAGCUCGACACUCAGAACUUUGACAGCUCUCAAAAGAAUUCUGAGGACAACACGGUGGUGGUGCUCCAGGAUUACCCGUCUCCUGAUAUCAGCGAACCCAUCUUCCAGAUGGGGGAGAAGCUCCAAGUCCUCGCACAGGAGGUUUACUGGUGGAGGGUUCGAUCCGUCCAAACAGGGAAGGAGAACUACAUCCCCAACACUCAUGCGGCAAAAGUCUAUCAUGGGUGGCUGUUUGAGGGGGUGGAGAGGCAAAAGGCCGAAGAGCUGCUGCUUCUACCUGUGAACCGAGUGGGUGCGUUUCUGGUGCGGGAGAGCGGCAGGGAGAGAGGCCAGUACUCCCUCUCAGUGAGGCACCGGAACAUAAAGCACUAUCGCAUCUUCAGACUGGACAACAGCUGGUACUACAUCUCCCCCCGCCUCACUUUCCAGUGCCUGGAGGAUAUGGUCAACCACUACUCAGACAAUGCAGAUGGCCUAUGCUGUGUGCUGACCUCUCCCUGCCUGUCGGCCGCCGCCCCUCAACCAGUCGAUCCUGCAGCUCCGCCUGUUGUCAUGCGACGCAACUUUGACUGGAAGAAAGUAGACAGGAGACAGCUGGUGAGCACAGAGAGCUGCAGUGACAACGCGGUGAGCUACGGAGUCAGAAACAGCAUCGCCGCCUACCUGUCCUUCUCUGAGACUCAGGACAAUGCACAUUUCCGAGCGAAGAGCAGGAAGAAGAAGAGCAAAUCCGUCUAUGUUGUCCCGAAUAGCGGCAUGCAGCACAGUGAAUUUGACGAAGACUUCUAGAGGCUGCGGUUGGCUUCAAAAAAACUGGAAUAGCUUCAAGCGGAGGUGGCAUCCUUCUCAGAAAUCUACCACUGCUCUAAUGUCAGCAGAGGUGCUGAACAUUCCAAACAACAAACUUCAACGAAAAAAACGCAAAGUGCAUGACACUUUGACUGAACUGAUAAAGAAAGAACACGGUUGCAGUGGACAACAGUGCAAUUGAAAUGUGAUGUGUGUGCAUUCAGCAUAUGAGCCAGAAAUAGUCUUAUUUGCCACUGUGAUUGUAUGAAGAAGACUUGUAAGCUGUCGGCGCUGUUGGGUCAUAUUAAUGUCUAUAUUAUAUUUUGUCGCUUUCAAACCAUCAAACCUAAUCAAACCUGUGGUGUUAAUAAAUGUUGAAUGGUUUAAAAGUCA
This is a messenger RNA of Limanda limanda (common dab), 1364 nucleotides long. It is a transcript of the gene sla1a, whose product is annotated as Src like adaptor 1a. The transcript has 8 exons. The record is from RefSeq and is a predicted model, not a curated record. Gene Ontology annotation, molecular function: protein binding. NCBI's taxonomy places the organism in Eukaryota, Metazoa, Chordata, Actinopteri, Pleuronectiformes, Pleuronectidae. The coding region runs from base 93 to 971 and encodes 292 amino acids.